Cryptotermes secundus is the source of this 7938-nucleotide messenger RNA. RefSeq names its product integrin-linked protein kinase (gene Ilk). Gene Ontology annotation, biological process: protein phosphorylation; integrin-mediated signaling pathway; substrate adhesion-dependent cell spreading. The record is from RefSeq and is a predicted model, not a curated record. Gene Ontology annotation, cellular component: stress fiber; focal adhesion. The coding region runs from base 429 to 1775 and encodes 448 amino acids. NCBI's taxonomy places the organism in Eukaryota, Metazoa, Arthropoda, Insecta, Blattodea, Kalotermitidae. Gene Ontology annotation, molecular function: ATP binding; protein binding; protein kinase activity. The transcript has 9 exons.
UUGCAGUUUUGUAGGUCACAGAUGCUAGCGUACUCUGUCGAUAGGUGUGUUAUCUACAAUCACGACCGAUUGUGACAAAUGGAUGUAAAGCUGUUAUGGCAGUUAAGUGUACAUUUUUAAGACUCGAAGUGUGAAGUUAAGAGAUUAAAGGAAAUGAGUACGUCCUCGUUAAUCUUGCAUAGAAGUUUGUUUUGUAUACAGUUUAACAUUUGCUACUAUUUUUAAAGAAUUGUAACUUUGUGUAUAUUUUUACGUUGCAUUUAUUGUUAUGCAGUGUGGAGGUGUUUAAACCAACUGUGUUCCUAAACUUGAAAUCAACGUGCGGUUGCAGCGAUUCUCAAAUAACAAUCAGGAGUCUGCGAUUGAAUUUUUAAAAUAGUGCAAGUUCGAUUAACUGGCAUUUCUGUGACUUGUGAAAGGUAACCACAAUGGAGGAUAUUUUUCAUUGGUGUAGAGAAGGUAAUGCAAUGCAAGUGAGAGUGUGGCUGGAUGAUACCGAACAUGACAUGAAUCAGGGAGAUGACCAUGGAUUCAGCCCACUGCAUUGGUCAUCCAAGGAAGGACAUAUAAAAAUUGUAGACCUGUUAAUGGCUCGUGGGGCUCGAAUCAAUGCUACCAACCGUGGGGAUGAUACACCAUUGCAUCUUGCUGCAGCACAUGGUCAUCAAGACAUUGUGCACAUGCUCCUUCGCAACCGAGCUGAUGUGAACUUCACUAAUGAACACGGAAACACACCUCUUCAUUAUGCUUGCUUCUGGGGAUAUCAAGCAGUAGCAGAAGAUUUAGUGACUCAUGGUGCACUUGUCUCUCUUGCCAACAAAGAUGGUGACACACCAUUAGAUAAGGCACGUGGCGUUCUUGCCAAACGGCUGCAUGAACUUGCUUUGGAGACGGGGCAGGAUUUGAAGAAGAUAACCUUCAAAGAUCAGAGUUGGCUGGGAUUAAAGACUAGAAGUCGUGAUGCAACACUUUCUCGCCACAAAGGCAUAAACAUCGCAGACUUGCAUCUUCAUACAAAGAUAGCAACCUCUCCAUCUGGAGAGUCAUGGCGUGGUCGUUGGCAGAAGAAUGAUAUUGUGGCAAAGAUAUUGGCAGUGCGGGAUUGCACAUCACGUGUUUCUCGAGAUUUCAAUGAGGAAUUUCCAAAGCUCAGGAUUUUCUCACAUCCAAAUGUCUUGCCAGUGGUAGGCUGCUGCAACUCGCCACCAAAUCUAGUUGUUAUCAACCAGUAUAUGGCAUGGGGGUCUCUGUAUACGUUGUUACAUGAAGGGACUGGAGUAGUUGUCGAUACUGCACAGGCUUUGCGUUUCGCUCUGGAUGUUGCUCGUGGCAUGGCUUUUCUACAUAGCCUAGAACGUAUUAUCCCUCAGUAUCAUCUGAACAGCCGGCACGUCAUGAUUGAUGAAGAUUUGACAGCUAGAAUUAAUAUGGCAGAUGCAAAAUUUUCAUUUCAAGAGAAGGGUCGAGUAUAUUAUCCAGCAUGGAUGUCUCCAGAAGCCCUACAAAAGAAACCUAGUGACCGCAAUUGGGAAGCGUGUGACAUGUGGAGUUUUGCUGUAUUACUGUGGGAGCUUGCAACAAGAGAAGUGCCUUUUGCUGAUCUGUCACCAAUGGAGGUUGGUAUGAAGAUUGCCCUGGAAGGUUUGCGAAUAACCAUCCCUCCUGGAAUCUCAACACAUCUUGCCAAGCUGAUUCGAAUUUGUAUGAAUGAAGAUUCUGGCAAAAGACCAACUUUUGAUAUGGUUUUGCCUAUUCUUGACAAGAUGAAGCGGUGAAUGAAAUCUCACCCAGCUGUAUGCAUUUAUCCUAGCACAAUUAUGCUGGAUUUCAUCUAGUAAUCUCCAUUAUCUCAUUCACUUCCAAAAUGCUGAUAUUACCUUCCAUCAGGUUAUAAGUAAUUAUGUAACUUAUUCAGUGUUUAAUGCCAUAUGUUGUAAUGCCAAGUGUUCAAUGAUUUCUUUCCUUAGAAUGGAAGUGCCUUUUUUUUUUUCAGUAAUAUACUAAACCUGGUAAUGUCCAAUAUAGUCUUAUACAAAGAGAUGAAUACAAUUUUUGAUUGUCAUUUGUGUGCUAAUACAUCUAAUGAAAUGACGUAUAUUUUUUUAGGAAUAUACUUUUUACACAACAGUGAUAAUAGUACCAUACAAGAUAUGAGUUUUUAUUUCAUACAGUAUGUGUGUUGUCCUGUCAAACAUUAUGCCUAAUUACAUAUGUUAUACAGCUUAUAUAAUGUUCAGCCAAGUACAAUUUUACAUGACAGUUUAGCACUGUAACUAUGAUAUACCUAAGCUGCCUUUAAUACUGAAAUAAUUGCCUAAGAGAUUCCUAUUGAAAGUGUCUUAAAAUUUGUUGCAACCUGCUUCUAGAACUGAAAGAUGGCUUCAUGACUAACAGUUGGCAAAGAAGAUUGUCAUGUUACAUUCUAAUGUUGGAAGUUAAUUUUUUUAUCACUGUUAGAAUUUUCUAACAUCACUGUUAUAAUAUGAUUCACAAAAUGGACAUAGAACUUGCUGACAGUCAGCAUGGACAAAAAAUAGUGAUUUGGUGUUUACAUUAUAACUGUAUAUAUAUGUAUUGUAAACGAGUAACCUAUGCUUGUAACUACAUCUAGUCUCCAUGGGGUAAAGGUGUUGAACACUAAACACAGGGAAACUUUGUGUAGGAUGAUUUUAAUAAUGAGUGGAUUUGGUUGGGUUCAUAAAAGGUGAAAACUAAUUGAGAAACAUUAACUCUUCCCACACCACAUGACGAUUAGAUUGAUUUGGCACACUUGCAUUAAAACUACCACGGUCAGAGGUCAGCUCGUUAAUCAAUUAGCAUAGCAUUUCUGUCACUAGAUGGCAUCGAGAGUAAGAUGCUGAUGUUUAAUGAGAAGAAUGGGCUCUCUCAUGACCUAUGCCUGCUGGCAACAGGAGUGAGAUACUGAUGUUGAAUAUAAAGAAUGCGCUUCCACGUGACUGUGUCUGACAUCAGGAGUGAGACACUUAGGUUUAAUGGAAAGAAUGUGCUUUCACAUGACCUGCACCUUCUGUAAUUUGAAGGUGAUUUGAAGAAGUAUUGUGGGUUUUUCGGUGAAACUGCAUGAACCCUCAAGCAGCCUUCAUUUUUCUACCAGGUGAUUUUCUGGUAGGACUCAGUAGUCAGUAGGUUAAAUGAGUAUGUCAAUUUUCUUUUUCUAAGUCCAUUGGGAUCUUGGAACUUAAAUUUGAUCCAUAUUCGAAGAUAUGACAAUCUUAAGUGAUAACUCAAACAUGCCAUUAACAGCUCCCAAUGCAGAGUAUCUCUGACAGGGAGUUGUAUAUUUUAUUAGAUAUGACAGUCAUUGGUACAGUUGUACGUUGAAAUAUGUCUCAUGUUUGAAACAUGAACUAUUUUUAUUGCAAGAGAGCUUCAUAAAUUGUUAUCUGUAGUAGAAGGCUUAGAGUUGAAGCACAGUAAAAUUCAGUGGAACCUUGAUAUUAAAAAUGCUGAUUGUAAUGGAUAUUCAUAAUAUCCAGAAAUUGUUGAAAUAUGUAACUGCAAGUGUUUCCACUAACUUCCCAUUAUGUGUAACACAAUAUGGUACUAGGGUUUGAAUAACAAUGAAGGUAUGACAGUAUUUCAUCUUCUUUAGAUUGAUCAUCAGGGGAAUAUAAGAAUAAUGAAGAAUAAUUCACCAUUCUGGUCAGUGUCAUUAUCUGAACUGAAAAGUUAAAGAUUUUAUUAAACAUAUAUAUAUCUUUUGCUCAAAUCUGACUGCAAAUUAGGAGCCAUACUCUUUUAGCUGAAAUCCUGCCCACUAUCUUCUGCAUGCCCACAAGCACGAAUCACUCGCAUUUCACUCACAUUUCACUGCAUACAUGUCCUGCUCAUGUUCUGCCCAUAACUUGCUGCAUGUGCAUGCAUCUGAAAGCAAAUGCUAUGGUUUGUAUUGAACUUGAGUAAUAGAUGUAACACAUGAAGCAGUGUAAAUCACAUGGAUAUAUACGUACUGUCAUGUGUUUGGUAUGUAACACAACAAAUAACUUCACGCCUUCUUGGAUCACGUGAAUGUAUUCCACUCACCCUUACAUUUACACAAUUUACAAUCUCCCAAUUACUGCCAUCGGCAGUAUUACAAUUAUUUCCACUACUCUUGGCGAAUUCACGAUCCACACUGUGUCACUCCUAAUCUCACACUGCUCUGCCGGCCAUUUAUACCGUUCCCUGUUGCCCUGUGUUAACAGAGGUGUCCCUUGUUACGUCACCACGGGGAGGGGGUGUUUACUGGCCUGUUACCGUUGCAGCGGCAGCGGCUCCUAUUCUGUUACAUCACUGUGGAAGGGGGUGUUUACUGAGCAUUGCACUGUCCACGUCACAAUACAUUACAUCACUUGUUGUAAAUGCCACAGUUUGAUUACACGAAGUUUUUGGCAAUAUCUGAGUAUAUAUAAUUGAUGGUUGUAAGUUAAUCAUGCUGAAUUGUAAAAUGCAUGCAAUGGUAAUGGUAUGUAAACUAAGGUAAUGAAAGUAUCCCUGGUUAUAAGAUACCUGGAUAGGAUCCAUACCAUCUGUAGUUCCCACAGCUAUGACAGAUCUCAUCUUCUCAUCUCAUGUUCAUCACAAGUUCACAAACUGAGUUAGUGAGACAGAUUUCACCACUGUAUCCUCGUGAAAGAAAGGAAUAGUUUUAGUUUUCUUAUGUUUAGUGUAUACAGUAUUGUCUCUUUGUUCUUCAAUGUCGUAUGCAGUGUUGAAAAAGUAAAUCCAUUCUGCCUUCCUAUUUCACAUUUUGAUGAGCUGCCAACUUCAUAUGAACUUAUGAUUUCUAGUUCAUAUUCGAGUCAAAGCUGUACCAUUUCAUUGUCGUAACUGUGGCUUUUCAAAGUUUUGCAGUUCACACCAAAAAAGUAGGUAGUUGUGUUCUUUGACAUCAUUCCCGUACUUAGGUCAGAAGAAGAGGAAACCUUUGUAAUAAAGAGGGGAAGAUAUGAGGGGGUCCAAAAAAAACGGAAUUUGUUUAUAAAAAAUUCUAUUUAUUUUUACAUAGCAAAACGUUAAUCCCCUUCAAAACACUCUCCAUUUGAUUCAGUGCACUUGUCCAAACGUUUUUCCCAUUGUUCAGAACAUUUUUUUAAAUUCAUCAGUGGUAAUGCCUUUUAGUGCUUCCAUUGGUUUUUCUUUAUGUCUACAACAUCAGCAAAACGUUUUCCCUUGAGGUCUCUUUCCAUCUGAGGAAAUAGAAAAAAGUCGCAUGGGGCAAGAUCGGGUGAGGCAAGGGUGUCAUGCCACUUUUGGUCAAAAAUUGCUGCACACUCAGCGCUAUGUGGGCAGGCACAUUGUCAUGUGUUUGCCACAAAUUGGGACGUUUUCUCCUUAAACUCUUACGCAACAUUUUCAGAACUUCCAAAUAAUUCCGGCGAUCUUCUGUAAUGAUUUUGACAAAUUUUUGUCACGUUUUCAUCAGUUCGGUUGGUUGAAGGAUGUCCACUUUGAGGUUGAUUAUCAGUUUACAUUUCACCACGUUUGAAAUGGGAGAACCAUUCACAAAUUUGUGUUUUACUCAUGAUGGCUUCCUUGUAGGCUGUUUGUACCAUAACAGCCGUUUGUGCUGCUGUUUACCCCAAAAGGAAAUAAAACUUCAUGGCAGCACAUUUUUCGUGUGAAUCAGCCAUUAUAAAUAGAUUAUAAAAAAGUCACUUGGAAAAAUAUUCACCAAACACUAACACCAACUUCUCUGAUGACGCCAGCCAGCAUACUGAUACAGGAAGCUGCUGCAAAUAACCACCUAGUGGUGGAAGCCUGUACUACAAGUGCCCCUCCUUUUAGAAACAAAUUCCAGUUUUUUUUUUGGGUCCCCCUUCAUACUGCACAAUGUAGUGAAUAUCUCAGUUGUUAGAAAUUAGAUGGGGUAAGCUGCUCACAAUUAGAUUUUGGAAUGUCAACUUUGUUCUAGACAAGGGUAGGACAAAGGGUGGGUUAUGAGGACCUUAAUGGGUGGCUAGUUGUAAAUAACUUCAGAAGUAAAUUUGCAGGUAUAGUUGGUGCAAAAAGUUGUGGGAAAACAGUGGUGGUUAGUUAAGAAUCACUCAUUGUGAUGAAUGUGCCAGAAGAAAGCCCUCAUUCUACAACUUUAAGAAGCUGAUGGUUCCUGUGGUUUUGUUACUACAGUGGAGUCCUUAUUAUAAGCCAUAAUUCUGCUGUGGUUUCAAUAUAAUGUGUUUAAGCCAUGAGAAUAAUAAUAAGAAUAUUUCCCUUGUGGAAGUGAAGUUGGACAUUAAAGGCCUAAGGCUUAUUGACAGAGCUAGAGUAACAGUUGCUGAGAUACCAUUCACAUUUUAUGUCAUCUGAAGACCAAAGCUGCACUGAUGAAAAUUUUGGGCUAGGAAAGAAUGGAUUUUCUGUGUUGACAGAAUGCAUAGAGAUGGACUCACCAGAUGAGUAACAAAAUACAGGUUGACUGGAACAGGAAGCCAAGAGCCAUUAUGAGACCUACAUUACGAUACAUUACAAAAGAAAAUUGUUAAAAUAAUGGUGGGUGUAAAACCUCAAAAUUCUUGUAGAGAGCUAUUUAGAAGAUUACGGAUCUUACCUAUUCCAUGUGAAUAUAUAUUUUCAUUAUUAAGCUUCAUUAUAAAUAACCAAGAACGUUUUCACACUAAUUCGGAUGUACACAGUGUUAACACGUGAAACAAGCACCAUCUCCAUAGACCAGUUGCUAACCUGACCUGUUUUCAGAAAAGCACAUAUUAUUUCAGAAAAACACAUAUUAUUCUGGCUUUCAAAUUUCCAACAAUCUACCAUCUAGUCUCAAAAGUCUAAUGAAUGAAAAGGCACAAUUUAAAUUAGCACUGAAAUAUACAGUCAUUCUACUCUGUUGCUGAAUUCCUACUGUCUUGAAAGACUUGUCCUCUUAAAAGGUUAUCUACAUAGCAUAAGUUGACAGUAUUGACUUAUAUAGAUAUAUAUGGAUGUAUUUUUUUUGUUGUGUCUCAAUUGUACUGUAUUUAUGGCUUUUGUAUUUGUAUGACUUGUUCCACAUCCUACAGUCAUUCUGACUUACUUUGGAUCUACGGAAUGUAAUGUAUGUAUGUAUAGAAAAAUGAGGCCAGAAUGGGUCAACAGAUGACUCAGCUCAUUGACAGCUUGAGGAUGGUGGUGGUGCAGAGUAGAAGAAUGGCAUGUCUCAGUGCAUAAUCUGAAUUAGACACAUCAUUUCACUGAAUCUCAUGUAGGUCUAUAGAAUUUCCUCUUAACAUGCUGAUGCUCAGACUCUUACAUACAAUUUUUAGAUCUGCAUGUACCAUUUAUGUAAUAGCGUAACCCUUAAUGGUCUAAAGGGAAUUUAUUUCCUGUGAUACAUAUCUGUAACCGACCAAAUUGGAAUACAUUAUCCAGUUAUGUUGUUACUAAAAAUUAUAUAUUUGCAAAAACAAAAAUUUUAUUACAGUAUGUCUCUAAAAUGGUUCUCUAUGCUUCAAAGACUGUCAGAGGUUUGUUUGUUGUUGAAUUAGUGAUUUUACUUACUAACUUUACCCUGAUGGUUGCAGAAAUCUUGGAAUGUUUAUGUUCUCUCCAAGCAGCUGUUGUUACUUUGUUCAAGAUAUCAGAAUGACCUUAUCAACUCUUCCAUAAAAUCUACAUCUCUUUAGCUUCAUAAUUUCAUGUAAGAUAAUUUAUUCAAUAAAUGUCAGUGUAUUAAUGACAAUUAUUACUUGUUUUUAUUUGUUUUGCUGUUUUUUGUGUAUUGUCAAACGUUUUUCAGAAAUAUAGUUUGGUGUGGUAUAGCUUGAAGCAAAGACUAACACACAACACCACAUUACAUUCGAAACAUUCGAACUUUGUCAUUGUUACUUUUUUUCCUAAUAGGUAGAUUUGAAAUCUUGUUUGGUAUCAGUAGGGCCGAAAUUGUUUGUCAGUUCAAUCUCUCUCUUUGAAUCUGAUUCUGGUUUUAUGCUGAACCAAUGAUUGGAUGAAUUU